Molecule: messenger RNA, 2325 nt
Organism: Marmota monax (woodchuck)
Lineage: Eukaryota; Metazoa; Chordata; Mammalia; Rodentia; Sciuridae
Gene: Cndp2
Product: carnosine dipeptidase 2
Exons: 12
Coding region: 281-1708 (475 amino acids)
Biological process (GO): proteolysis
Cellular component (GO): cytosol
Molecular function (GO): metallodipeptidase activity
Source: RefSeq, a predicted model, not a curated record
UUCCUUCUCUGGUGGGCGAUCCGGGCCUCUGGCGACCAGGCGGGAGAGCUCGCGCAGCUGCAGGAGUCGCGCUCCUUGGUGUGGGAACGUCGGGCCCCAGGCCGCAGCCAGUGAAAUCCGGCUGUCCCGAGCGCGGUCGGUGGUAGAGUCCCUAGCGGGGCCGCGGAUCGGAAGGGGCCUCUUGCGCCGCUUCCCGAGGGGCCAGCCGAGCGUCCGGGCGGGUGGCUGGUGGAUUGUUCUCCUUUCCAAGAAGCUUCAAGUUCUGCAGUCUAGUGGAAAGAUGUCGGCUCUAACUACCCUGUUCCAGUAUAUUGAUGAAAACCAGGACCGCUACAUUAAGAAACUUGCAAACUGGGUGGCCAUCCAGAGUGUUUCUGCCUGGCCCGAGAAGAGAGGGGAGAUCAGAAGGAUGAUGGAGGCUGCUGCCGCGGAUAUCCAGCAGCUGGGAGGUUCUGUGGAGCUGGUGGAUAUUGGGAAACAAAAGCUCCCUGAUGGCUCGGAGAUACCACUUCCUCCCAUUCUGCUCGGCAAACUGGGCUCUGACCCCCAGAAGAAAACAGUAUGUGUUUAUGGGCAUUUGGACGUGCAGCCCGCAUCCUUGGAGGACGGCUGGGACAGCGAGCCCUUCACCUUGACAGAGCGGGACGGCAAGUUGUAUGGGAGAGGUUCCACUGAUGAUAAGGGGCCCGUGGCCGGCUGGAUGAAUGCCCUAGAAGCCUAUCAGAAGACCGGUCAGGACAUCCCUGUCAACGUGCGGUUCUGUCUCGAAGGAAUGGAGGAGUCCGGCUCUGAAGGCCUGGAUGAGCUGAUUUUUGCCCAGAAAGACAAGUUCUUUAAAGAUGUGGACUACAUUUGCAUUUCCGACAACUAUUGGCUGGGGAAGAAGAAGCCCUGCCUCACAUAUGGCCUCAGGGGCAUUUGCUACUUUUUCAUUGAGGUGGAAUGCAGUGACAAAGACCUCCAUUCUGGGGUGUACGGUGGCUCGGUGUACGAGGCCAUGACGGAUCUCAUUGCACUGAUGGGCUCUCUGGUUGACAACAAGGGGAAAAUCCUCAUCCCUGGUAUCAAUGAGGCCGUGGCCCCCGUGACGAGAGAGGAGCAUGAGCUCUAUGACCACAUCGACUUCGACCUGGAGGAGUUUGCCAAGGAUGUGGGGGCUGAGACCCUCCUACAUGACUUCAAGAAAGACAUCCUCAUGCACCGUUGGCGUUACCCGUCCCUCUCCCUUCAUGGCAUUGAAGGCGCCUUCUCCGGGUCGGGGGCCAAGACCGUGAUUCCUAGGAAGGUGGUCGGCAAGUUCUCCAUCAGGCUUGUGCCAAACAUGACUCCUGAAGUGGUCAGCGAGCAGGUUACAAGCUACUUGACUAAGAAGUUUGCUGAGCUACACAGCCCCAACAAGUUCAAGGUGUACAUGGGCCACGGUGGGAAGCCCUGGGUCUCUGACUUCAACCACCCUCACUACAUGGCGGGGAGAAGAGCCCUGAAAACAGUUUUUGGUGUUGAACCAGAUUUGACCAGGGAAGGUGGCAGUAUUCCUGUGACCUUGACAUUUCAGGAGGCCACAGGCAAGAAUGUCAUGCUCUUGCCAGUGGGCUCAGCCGAUGACGGUGCCCACUCCCAGAAUGAGAAGCUCAACAGAUAUAACUACAUAGAAGGGACCAAGGUGCUGGCCGCAUACCUGUACGAGGUGUCUCAGCUAAAGGACUGACAGCCUGGUUUUCUGUGGACUGCCAUUCGGAGCAGAAGGAAUCCUGCCCUCUGCCCUGUCCUCUUCCUCUUCUGACUCGCCCAGGAAGUGGAAGUUCCCCUCCCUUUUCCUCUUACAGGUCACUCACAGACUGCCAAGAAUGGACACAGGUGCAUCCAGCUGUCGGAGGGUGGAGUUAGCUGUGCUGGCAGUUGGAAAUGCUUAGUCAUGGGGCUUAUCAGGGACAGCUGAGUGACCCCCAGGGUAGGUUCUCAGAGGUGGCCAUUGUGACUCAGCCUCCAGAAAGCAGCCAAGGUCCAAAAGCACAAGUUCCUCAGGAGGCACCUGCCGUCGAAUUAGGGUGGACAGGGCUUGCCCUUCUCUGCCCGCCGCCUCCCUGCUGCCAGGCGUGCACAGCUGGGACACCCAGAAAGGAAAUGGGAGAGUCCGAGGCUUCCUACACCAUGAUGGUCCCUCUGAGACCCUUACAGUUGUGUGUUUCUGUCCUUUCUUGAGACCUUGACCGUCUGUCUCCCCACUCUGUCAUGGUCCCUUGGAACCCAGCCUGCAAGUGCUAGUGACAGCACCAGUGCCUCUCCGUCCACUCUGCUCAAUAAAGUGAAAACAGAGCCUCUGAA